CUGCUCCCUGAGCACUUUCUGACCCACAGUCCCCCAGCGCCGGACGCGCCGCGCCACGGCGGCUCUAGGGACCCGCCACGGCGGCGCUAGGGACCCCCCGCGCCUGCACUGUCCCCGCGCGGACGAGUAGGGGGCGCCCGCGCCUUUGCCCCCGUGCGCACCCCCGCCCCGCUCACCUUAGCCCCGCGCCCGAGGGUUUGGAAAUCCCUUGUCUUCAGGUUGCUGGGAUUGACUUCUUGCUCAAUUGAAUCGCUCACUCAAUGGAGACAAAGAGAACUAAUGCUUUGUGCUGAUUCAUAUUUGAAUCAAAGCAUUGGGGAGUCUGUAUGCCUUGUUUGUGGAAAGAACCAGUGACACUAUCACUGAGCUUCCUAAAACUUCUGAAGAUAAGAAGUUAGAGGACUGUAUACUUUGUUUUGAACUUUUAUAAUAAAUAUUUGCUCUAGUUUUGAAGCCCAGGGCUGCUGGAGGUGUGAGUGACAAGUCUUACAAGUGGCCUUAUUCCAACUCCGGAAAUUCCCCAAGGAAACUUUGAGAUUCUUGUUUUUUAUAAAACCUAGAGUGACAGGAACCAUGCCAACCCAAUCCCUCUUAGUGUACAUGGAUGGGCCAGAAGUGAUUGGCAGUUCUCUUGGCACCCAGAUGGAGAUAGAUGAUGCCAUCUCAAUAAAAGGGACCACUGCUGUUCCUUUCAGAGCUACGCAAGAAAAAAAUGUCAUCCAAAUAGAGGGAUAUAUGCCUUUGGACUGCAUGUUCUGCAGUCAGACCUUCGCACAUUCAGAAGACCUUAACAAACAUGUCUUAAUGCAACAUCGGCCUACCCUUUGUGAACCAGCAGUGCUGCGGGUGGAAGCCGAGUAUCUGAGUCCUCUUGAUAAAAGUCAGGUGCGAACAGAACCUCCAAAGGACAAGAAUGGCAAAGAAAAUGAAGACUUUAGCUGUGAGGUAUGUGGGCAGACAUUUAGAGUCGCUUUUGAUGUUGAGAUCCACAUGAAGAAACACAAGGACUCUUUCACUUACGGGUGUAACAUGUGUGGAAGAAGAUUCAAGGAGCCGUGGUUUCUAAAAAAUCAUAUGCGGACGCAUAAUGGCAAGUCGGGGGCCAGGAACAAACUGCAGCAAGGCUUGGAGAGUCCAGUAACCAUCAACGAGGUUGUGCAGGAACACGCAGCCGAGAGCAUCUCAUCUCCUUACAAAAUCUGCAUGGUUUGUGGCUUCCUAUUUCCAAAUAAAGAAAGUCUAAUUGAGCACAGCAAGAUGCACACCAAAAAAACGGCUUCCGGCCCCAGCAGUACACAAACGGGCUCUCAACAAGAGGGAAUGCCUCCUCCGAGGGAAGAGUUCCUGCAGUGUUUAAACCUAAGACCAAAAUCUCACCCUGAAACGGUGAAGAAGCUCGUGAAAUGGAUACCUCAGCUUGACCCGUUCACCACCUACCAGGCCUGGCAGCUGGCCACCAAGGGCAAGGUCGCCAUCGGCCAGGAAGAAGUGAAGGAGUCAGGGCAAGAAGGAAGCACCGACAAUGACGAUUCGAGUUCAGAAAAAGAACUUGGAGAAAUUUGGAGCGCCACUAAAAGCCAUUCGGAAGGUUCUGGAAAGUCCAAAACAAAUAAAAGCAGUUGUACAGGCUUCUCACAAGACAAAGAGAAGUCCAGACACUCCAACGGUGAAGUGCCUUCUGUGGACGUGGACCCAAAGCUACCCAGUAACAAGGAGAAGCCGACGCACUGCUCUGAGUGCGGCAAAGCUUUCAGAACCUACCACCAGCUGGUCUUGCACUCAAGGGUGCACAAGAAGGACAGACGGGCGGGUGCCGAGUCGCCCACCAUGUCUGUCGACGGAAGGCAGCCUGGGACGUGCUCUCCAGACCUAACCGCCGCUCUGGACGAAAACGGAGCCGUGGAGCGAGGGGAAGGUGGUUCUGAAGAUGGCUCUGAGGAUGGGCUUCCUGAAGGGCUCCAUCUGGAUAAAAGUGAUGAUGGAGGAAAAAUAAAGCAUCUCACAUCCUCAAGAGAGUGUAGUUACUGUGGAAAGUUUUUCCGUUCAAAUUAUUACCUCAAUAUUCAUCUCAGAACCCAUACAGGUGAAAAACCAUACAAAUGUGAAUUUUGUGACUAUGCUGCAGCCCAGAAGACAUCUCUGAGGUAUCACUUGGAGAGACAUCACAAGGAUAAACAGAUGGAUGUUGCUGCUGAAGUCAAGAACGACGGUAAACAUCAGGAGACUGAAGAUGCACUAUUAACCGCCGACAGUGCGCAAACCAAAAAUUUGAAAAGAUUUUUUGAUGGUGCCAAAGAUGUUAAAGGCAGUCCACCUGCAAAGCAGCUUAAGGAGGUGCCUGCUGUCUUUCAGAAUGUUCUGGGCAGCGCUGUCCUCUCACCAGCACACAAAGACACUCAGGAUUUCAAUAAAAAUGCAGCCGAUGACAGUGCAGACAAAGUAAACAAAAGUCCUGCCCCUGCUUACCUGGACGUGUUAAAAAAGAGAUCAGCAGUUGAACCUCAGGCAAAUAACCUCAUCUGUAAAACAGAAGGGGGUGUUGCUCCUCCUCCAGAUGGAAGCACCACCCAGAACGUCGAUGUCAGCCCCAAAGAGAAGAAGGUGGAGGUGGCAGCAGACUGCAAAUACAAGCCGAGCCCGGACUCUCAUGACACACCUUUAAAUUUAUCCCUCGGGGCUCUUCACAACUGCCCAGCAAUUUCUUUGAGUAAAAAUUUAAUCCCAAGUAGCACCUGUCCAUUUUGUACCUUCAAGACAUUUUAUCCAGAAGUUUUAAUUAUGCACCAGAGACUGGAGCAUAAAUACAAUCCGGACAUUCAUAAAAACUGUAGAAACAAGUCUUUGCUUAGAAGUAGGCGUACGGGGUGCCCGCCAGCGUUACUGGGGAAAGAUGUGCCUCCCUUGUCUGUUUUCUCUAAGCCCAAGCCCAGGGCUGCUUUCCCAGCGCAGUGCAAGUCCCUGCCCUCCGAGAAGCUGAAGCAGAGCCCCCCGGGGCCGGGCAAAGCCCCUCUGACUUCAGGGAUAGACCCCAGCACUUUAGCCCCAAGCAACCUGAAGUCGCACAGGCCGCCACCGAGCGUCGGGGGCCCGGGGGCCGCGGCCCCCAGGCAGCAGCAGGCUGAGACGUUUUCUAAAACCAGUGUUGCACCCGCAGCGGACAAAACAAAAAGACCCGAGACAAAAUUGAAACCUCUCCAGGUAGCCCCUUCUCAGCCCCCCCUCGGCGGCAGUAACGUCAAUGGUUCCGUCGACUACCCCCCUAAGAACGACAGCCCGUGGGCCCCGCAAGGCAGAGACUAUCUCUGCGGUCGGAACGCGGGCGGCCCCGCCGCAGACUUCGGGGAGCCUCUCCCCAAAAGGCUGAAGUCCGGCGGAGCCGCGCUGGACGCCGACCAGCCGGGGCCCAAUUACAGAAGGGGCUACGACCUCCCCAAGUACCACGUUGUCAGAAGCAUCACGUCGCUGUUACCCCAGGAGUAUAUGUGCUCGUCGCCGGCGUUGCCCCCCAAGCCGCGGUUCCUGGGCUCCAGGGAGGCCGAUGCCCCGACCGUGCUGACUGUCCCGAAGGCCUGCGGCGGCCCCGGGCCGCGCUACGCCUGUGUGCCCGCCGCCAGCCCGGCCGCGGGCGCCGCGCUGCAAGGAAAAAGGCCUGUGUCGUAUCAACACUUAUCUAGCAGCAUGAUGCAGAAGAGAAACUAUGAGAAUUUUAUUGGGAGUGCACAUUAUCGACCAAAUGACAAAAAAACUUGAUUUCUUAUUUUUAGGGAAAAAAGGUCUUGAUGGAUAUAAAUGCAUACCCUCCAUGAAAUUAUAGUUCAUCCUUUGAGAAAGUGAAUGGUGAAAGCUACUGAAAUAAGCUGUGAUUGUACUGUACAUAUAACAUAUAAGGAACACUACAGUUUUGUAAAGUUGUUCUGUUAACUUUUGUACCAAAUAGCAAUAAAACUAGUUGUUGGGCUGUAUACAAGUGGGGACUAGAAAUCUCUAUUUUGUCCCUGAAUAAUAUUUUUUUUAGAAUUGACCAAAUAAGAAGUGGAAUUUUUGCAUACUUGAGCGCUGCUGAAAAGAAAUCAUUUGGGUAGGGUAGGGUGGGGUGGGGUGGGGGAAAAGUAUAUAAUGCUUGCACCUCAGGUAAAAAUCUGUAAAUAUUUAAGUUGUAAAUUGUAAACCUGCUUGUUCAAAUACUAUGUGUAUUCCUUUUCUCAUGUAGCUCAUCACUUUGAGCAGUUUCUACUAUUUGUGCUCUUUCAUUUAAAAUGUAUGUUUUUAAAAGAAUUCUCAAUGAUUUGUAUUAUGUUGAAUCCUCUGAAAUCUAUUGUUGUCUUAAUGAAAUUGUUAACGGAAGUAUUGACCCUCUAUGACUAUGUGCUGUGUGUGCUGAGGUCAGCCAUUCUGAAUUGGCACCCUGUUGUUGCAAAUUCAGCAUAUCAGCUGAGGGAGACCUUCCUGGCCACUCCCGAUGUCCUGGAACCAGCACCCUCCUUUCCUGAGGGAUGGGGCGGUUUGGGGGGUAAAGUGAGUGUCUGCAGAAGAAGCAUUUCCUCAGAGCAGCCAGAUAUCAAGUAAACAUCCCAAACUGUGGAGUCAGUUAAAUUUGUUAUCUAUCAAAUUAAUCAUUUUUGUUGGAAAAUUCAGUUUUUUUGAGUGUUUGCCUAAAUUAGUACAUUAAAAUGUAAGUGUUAAAUUAUAUGUGUGAAUUCCAAGUAUUGGGAAGCAAUUUUAAAGGAAAUGAAAGGUUUUUUUGAAAAUUUUAGGUUUGUAUUUGGUAGUCUUGGCGUGUCUGGCAUUCGGGUUGACUGUGGACAUAUUAAAGUUAAUUACAGACCCAUUGAUUCUGACUAAGAAACUGCUGGCUGAGCCUCCUGGGAAGAGUGAAGCUGUUUCUAGACCUCAUUUGUCUUCCCAUUUUUGGUUGUUUUGAAGGAGCAACGUUUUUUUCUCGGUGCACAUGCAGUUUGGGUUUUAGGAGAGCCACAAGCUGGCUUACUAGAUAUUUUAAACUUUUGUUCCUUUAAUGUGCUGUCCCUGGCUGAGUUGAUUCAGCAGUACGUGGAUUUAGCAACCACAAAAUAUUUUUAUUAAGAAACUGUUUCAAAAUAAUUUGCACUGUUAAUUUUUCUGGCCCUACUCUUCUCCACAGAGCAAGGAUAAAGUCCUAAAGGAGUCCUGAUUUUUUUUUUCCAUUAUGCAACAUGAGGUGUCCUUGGUAGAAGUCUUAACUCCUGCGCUAAAGGGAGACUUAACUGAGAUCGGUCUGCUGGCGUCGCAAUGAAGUGCUUUGUAUCAGGAACGUGUACACUAUUGAUCUUGUUUCCUGUUCACAAGCUGAGCCAUAUGUACAUAAUCUAGAUUUUGUUUUCAUAGUUUUGCACUUUUAUAGCCUAUUUUUGAAGAUUAACACAUUUGCGAGAUAAUUGGUCGUGACUUUGCCUGAUCCAAUGAGUGUUACAGAAAGCUUGCUGUGACUAUAAACGUAAAUCUUAAAAAGGGGGUAUGUGAUAAUAGAGGGCUGAAAUUUAAGCCUGUAUUUAAAAAAAUCACCAAAUCUAUUUGAAAACAAGUCAGUUUGUGUUAUGCCAAAAUUUUUUGGGCUUUCAGAUUUCUCCUUUUCAACCACAUUUCUGAAUGGGUAAAAACACCAAGUUUUUUCACAGCCCUUUGUACUUCAAAAUAUGUUUUUUUGUCCAUCAGUAUUAACUAUUGGUAUACUACUGGUUUUGUAUGUUUUUUUUCCUUUGAGACAACAGUACAUAUAAUAGAGGUACAAUUCGUUGGAUUUUUGUUUAUGUAUUUAUUUCAUUCCAGUUUGAUUUAUUUUAAUUGUUGAUACUUAAGUUGUCAAAUAGUAGACAUUACUUGUUUUAUUUAUGAUAUAUUUCCAGCUUAAACUUAUGUUAUUAUAUGUGGAUGUAAAUAUAGAUUUGGUGUUUUGCAA
Molecule: messenger RNA, 5935 nt
Organism: Lemur catta (Ring-tailed lemur)
Lineage: Eukaryota; Metazoa; Chordata; Mammalia; Primates; Lemuridae
Gene: ZNF217
Product: zinc finger protein 217
Exons: 6
Coding region: 574-3750 (1058 amino acids)
Biological process (GO): regulation of DNA-templated transcription
Cellular component (GO): nucleus
Molecular function (GO): DNA-binding transcription factor activity, RNA polymerase II-specific; RNA polymerase II cis-regulatory region sequence-specific DNA binding
Source: RefSeq, a predicted model, not a curated record